AUGGUGAUUUCUUCACCUCAAAUUAAUCUCCAUCUCACAAGUUGGAUCAAUGCUAAUAAAAGUGAUGUUGUUUUUCAACGUGAUUGUCUUUAUGUUACCCCUUCGACCGAAGCAGAAACUGAUACUUAUCAAAUCAUUUCUUAUUGUUUAACCAAUACAUCAUCAGAAUGGAAUAUUAAAGAAGAUACUCUCGGUCAAAAAUUUAGUUUUGCUGAACUCCAUAAACAAAAUAUCACUAGUCAACAAUUAUACAUUUGGUCAGCACCAAUGGAUGUCGUUGAACGUUACCAAUUGUAUCUAAAUAAACUCUCCACUUCAGCUGAGCAAACAUUCACAGAAUUAACUGUAUUCUAUAAUUGUACAAUACCAAGAUUUGGUCCGUUAUGUCAAUAUUCACUAAUGAAUUAUGACUCUGAUGAUUCAUCAAUAAAUGAAGUUGUAUAUCGCUUCUAUCAAGAUCCCUAUGAGCCGUCUGAUUUGACAUGUUAUACUCAUCUAGAAUGCAAUCGCGGUUCUACAUUAGUAUGUCUUGAUUGGAGUGAAAUUUGUAAUGGACAGAUUGAUUGUCUUAACGAUGGAAUCGACGAAGAAAACUGUUGGCAACUUGAAAUUAACGACUGUGAAGAAAACGAAUAUAGAUGUGAUAAUGGGCAAUGUGUAACAAAAAUAUUUUUGCGCGAUGAUGAACUCACUUUUGAAUGUCUGGAUCGAUCGGACGAAGGACGGGAUUCUUUAGGUAUUAACCAGGAUAUCAUUGGUGAACCAACAUUUUCACAGGAAGAAGUCAUAUGUUUAAUAGAUAGUUCGAUGUCUAGUACAAAAAUAACAAGCUCAUGUGUACUACAACGCUACAGUUUACUGGACGAGAAAUUACACGUAGACACACCACACUCUCUAAACUUCACUUGCUGGUUAGCAUUUAAGUGCCACUAUGGUGUCUCAAUUUCGGCGGACUCAGGUUGCGAUGAAUCCAUUUCUAGUGAGAUAUAUAAACAAAUAAUCAACGAGAGUUGUCCUGAUAUACUAUUUAUACCAGCUGGAACACUUAUUUUUGGUCAUAUAUACCUUGCUUAUAUUAAAAAAUCCAUUGUAGAUACGGGUGCCUUUCGACCUGAUUAUAUAUGUUACAAUGAGCAACUCUGUAGUGGAUUUUAUUCUAACGUAACCGUAUUAAAGUUCAAUAAUAGCACAUGUCGUCGUCCAAAGGAUUUUCCGGUUGUCUAUAUACCACCCAGCGGUGGCUGGAUGCAGUGGCAUGUUAAGACAUUAUAUAGAUAUCUUUACCAAUGCAAUACAAUUAUUUACAAAGAUGCUAGUAUUUGCAAGCAUCCGACUAUGUAUCAAUGUAUUAAUUCUUCAAAAUGUAUUUCAAUUUAUCGUGUUUGUGAUGGACUAAUCGAUUGUGACAAUAAAGACGAUGAGCACUGUCCUUCAAUCAAUGGAACUUGUCCUGCACUUGGAACGCACAAAUUCUUCAGAUGUAUAACAAAGAAUACGUGUAUUUCUUCAAAGCGUUUGGGAGACGGUUUAUGCCAAUGUGGAGAUGAUAAACAUGGUCUUUGUGAGGAUGAAAUUUCAGAUGCAUAUUACAUUAGAACGCGCAUGUCAUUUCCAACGACUUGUGAUGGUUUUACAGAACUGAUACCUGUUGUUUUUGACGGACGAAAUGAAACAGACGAAACUGAAUGUGAAAAUUGGCAAUGUAAUAAUAUUUAUACACGCUGCAAUGGUGUAUGGAAUUGUCUCAAUGGAGCUGACGAACUUGGUUGUGAUUCAUCACAAUCAUUAGCAUGUCCGCUUCAUCAACACGUAUGUAUUUCCUCUAUGACAAAUCAACUCAUAUGUCUGCCUAUCGAAUAUGCUAAUGAUGGUAAUAUUGAUUGUGUUGGUGCUACGGAUGAGCCAAAACUAUGCCGACCAAAUUAUCAUGUGACACGAAUGUAUCAGAAGUUUUACUGCAAGAAUAAUGCCGUUCAUUCUUGUAUAUCGAGUAUCACAUUAUGUAGUAAGAAUAAGCAGUGCAGUCCUAAAGAUGAUGAACAGUUUUGUUGUCAGAAUCAGACUAUUAGUAGACCUCUUGCUAUCUGUGAUUGUAGAAACGAAUCGAUAUAUACCGAUGUUAAGAGAUUUGUUUGCAAGCACUAUGCUGAUGAGAUGCGCCAAUCUUUUUUAUACUUUUCCAUCGACGCAUCUAAACCAUCGGUCAAGCAAUUAACUGUUGAAGAUCAGACAGCACGUUCCCAUCCUGCUUCAAUUACACACGAAUAUGAUAAACGCUGCCAUCGUGGUUUUCCUUUGCUAGUUUGGUUAGAUAACGAUACCAUCGCAAAUACUACAGCAUGUCUUUGUCCACCUAGUUAUUCUGGUGAUCGAUGUCAAUACCAAAAUCAACGAGUUAGUCUUACUUUAAAAUUUCAAACCUUUUCUCAUUCUAGACGAACAUUAUUUGCUCUGAUUGUCUCACUUAUUGAUGAUAGUGACGAACGAAUCAUUCAUUCGUAUGAACAACUUAUUUAUCUUUAUAUUCAACAUUGUCAAACGAAAUUCAAUAUUUAUUUACUUUAUUCAUCUCGACCUAAACUUUCCACAGCGAACUAUUCUAUUCAUAUUGACAUUUAUGAAAAGAUCUCAUUUAUAUAUCGUGGAAGUCUUUUCGUACCGCUUAACUAUCCAUUUUUACCUGUACAUCGUGUUGCUGUUCAACUGACUAUUCCACGUAUUAGUGAUAGCAAAGAAAUUUGUUCAGAUCAGAAGUGUAUCCAUGGUCGAUGCGUCAAAUAUUCAAACAAUGCAAAAGAACCUGGAUUUUGCCUAUGUGAUCGAGAUUGGUCUGGAAAAUAUUGUACCAUUCCAUACACUUGUACGUGUUCAUCUGAUUCAUUAUGUAUUGGAAGAUCAGCAAAUAAUCGAUCUAUAUGUAUUUGUCCUUUGAAUAAACGGGGUUCGUUGUGUCUACUUUCAAGUAAGAUAUGUCACUCUGAUCAAAAUACCACAUGUAAUAAUAAUGGUCAAUGUGUAUCGGUUAAUGAAAAUAUAGCAACGAAUAAGUCAUUCAUUUGUAUGUGUUCAAAAGGUUUUAGUGGAGAACGAUGUGAAGAAAUAGAUAGCAAAAUUAUCAUAUCAUUUCAUAAAGAUAUUAUUUUACCACCAUUGGUACUAGUUCAUUUCAUUCGCGUGUUCCCUGAUGCUCCGCCAGAAAAUGGUUCUACCUUUAAAAUUAUUCCUGUCAAUCAGAACUCCGUUACUGUUCGAUGGUCACAUCCAUUUCAUAUCUCCUUUGUCGAACUAUUUAAUAACAACUAUUAUUUAAUCGCUGUUCAAAAUAUAUACAAUCGAUCAUUUGACAUUUCCAAAACACUCCACCCAUCAGAUCGUUGUAAACAUAUAAGUGAAGUAUUGAGUGAAACUAUAGUCAAAUUUCAUAGACUUCGUCGUAUUAAAUAUUAUCAUGUACCAUGUCGAAAUUAUACACCAUCCUUGUCUUGUUUCUAUGAUGAUAAUUAUUUUUGUCUAUGUAAUGAUUAUGAUCAUCAACGUGUAGCGAACUGUUUCGAAUUUAAUCCUUCAAUUGAACAUGAUUGUUUUGGUCAAAGUAAUUGUGAAAAUGGAGCGCGAUGUUUGCAAGACAACGCAAUUUGUCCACAAACAUCGAUAUGUGUUUGUCCAGCAUGUUUUCACGGAACACAGUGUCAAUUUAGUUCAAGCUCCUUUGGUGUUUCACUUGAUGCUAUUUUAGGUUAUCAUAUUCAACCGCAUAUUACUAUGAAAUUUCAACCAUCUAUUGUCAAAUUCAGUAUAGCUUUGACAACAAUCUUACUUGUAGUUGGUUUGAUCAAUGGUAUUCUUUCCAUUAUUACUUUUAUGAACAAAGAAACACGAAAAGUUGGAUGUGGUUUUUAUCUAUUGGGUACAUCAAUUACUACUCUACUUAUUGUUAUUAUAUUUACAUUGAAAUUUUCCAUACUUAUCAUUGCACAAAUAACAUACAUUACGAAUCAAUCAUUUCUUAAAUUUCAAUGUUAUUCAAUCGAUUUUCUUUUACGAACCUGUCUUAUAAUAGAUCAAUGGUUGAAUGCAUGUGUAGCCAUAGAAAGAGCUUAUACUUUAAUCAAACGAACUAGUUUUGACAAAAAGAAAAGUAUACAAAGAGCUAAAUUUAUUAUUGUUGCUAUUAUUCUAUUGGCUAUCGGUACAACUAUUCAUGAUCCUAUUCAUCGACAUCUCUUAUAUGAAGAUAGUAAUAAUAAUGAUGAUGAUGAUGAUGAUAAUGGACAGCGUAUUUGGUGUAUCGUGACUUAUUCAACUUCUUUGCAGACAUACAAUAUGGUGAUGAAUAUAUUUCAUUUUUUUGCUCCAUUUAUCAUUAAUAUCAUUUCGAGUAUUACUAUUAUUAUUAUGGCUACUCGACAACGAACAACUGUUCAGACUAAUGAACCUUAUAGAAAACUCUUAUAUGAACAAUUGAGAGAGCACAGUCAUCUUUUAAUUGGUCCUAUUAUCUUAGUAAUUCUAGCUUUACCACGUUUAAUCAUUUCUGUCAUUUCAACUUGUAUGAAUUCAGUCAGCGAUUCAUGGCUCUUUCUUAUUGGAUAUUUUAUAUCUUUGUUGCCACCUAUGCUUACUUUCGUAGUGUUUGUUCUCCCAUACAGACUCUAUAAAAAGGAAUUCUACGAAACUGUCAGACGAUAUCGAAAAUCAAUACAAUCACGAUUACGUCCUGCUUUAUAA
This is a messenger RNA of Adineta steineri, 4728 nucleotides long. The record is from the annotation of a GenBank genome assembly. Lineage: Eukaryota; Metazoa; Rotifera; Eurotatoria; Adinetida; Adinetidae.